Tripterygium wilfordii is the source of this 2205-nucleotide messenger RNA. RefSeq names its product probable protein phosphatase 2C 60. Lineage: Eukaryota; Viridiplantae; Streptophyta; Magnoliopsida; Celastrales; Celastraceae. The record is from RefSeq and is a predicted model, not a curated record. Gene Ontology annotation, biological process: protein dephosphorylation. Bases 683 to 1876 code for a protein of 397 amino acids. The transcript has 4 exons. Gene Ontology annotation, molecular function: cation binding; protein serine/threonine phosphatase activity.
GCUGUGAUUGAUGGGGAUAUCUGGGGAUUUGUGGGUUUAAUUUUUCCAGUGUGAAAUGUUAGACCUUUUGAACAAUCCCAAUGUCUGACCAAACUCUGGUGCGAGAAAAAGUGGGACUUUGACGACUCCAUUUUUCAAAGCCCUUGCUUAGUAUUUGUAUUUCGGUUGUUUGUUAUUUCAUUAUUAGCGGCUGUUGUUAUUUUUUUUUAUCAGGAUUAGGGGCUGUUGUUGUGGUUGGGGGCUUUCUGUUUUAGAAUGAAAUAAUGAUGUGCUUGUUUAUUAUAGGGUCUCACUUCUCUCCUUGUCUGCUUCAAUACAUUUCGAGAACUCACACUGCUUCCGGCCAUCCUUUCUUUGAUCUAUAGAAUUCGAAUUCUGCUGUUAUUGAUUUCUGUAUAUCUGUUGCUUUUGUUUUUGUAGUGCUUACCUACUGGGCUAAGAAGUAGAGGAGAAGAGACUUCAUGAUUGGGUUUUUUAGUUCAAACCCUCCAAGGAUGUUUUGAGGCCUGAUUUUACCGUGAUUGCACUGUUAUUGUUUUCUGUUGCCUUGUUGUUUUAUACUAGAUUCUUUUUGUAAAAAAGUUGAGGGACAUAGAAUACAUAAUUGUGGUUUUGCGAAAGAGUAGUUUUGGGUGCCUUUUUGAUGGGGAUUGUUUGGAGGGUUCUUUGUAUGAGAUGAGGGAUGUUAUCUGGGUUGAUAAACUUUUUGAGGGCCUGUUUUCGGCCAAGGUCCGACAGAUAUGUGCCCAGAAACUCAGAUACGAGUGGUCACCAAGAUGGGCUCUUAUGGUACAAAGAUCAUGGGCAUCACUUCAAUGGUGAAUUCUCAAUGGCUGUAGUGCAGGCCAACAAUUUACUGGAGGAUAUGAGCCAGAUUGAGUCUGGCAGUCUGAGCGUGCACGAGUCUGGUCCAUUUGGCACCUUUGUUGGUAUUUACGAUGGUCAUGGGGGUCCGGAGACAUCACGAUUUAUUGCUGAUCACCUCUUUCUGCAUCUCAAGAGGUUUACUGCAGAGCAACAGUCAAUGUCUGUGGAUGUAAUAAGAAAAGCAUAUCAAGCGACAGAAGAAGGUUUUGUCUCUAUUGUUGCCGAACAAUGGCCUAUGAAUCCACAAAUUGCAGCCGUUGGAUCUUGCUGCCUGGUUGGUGUUAUCUGCAGUGGAACUCUUUACAUUGCCAACCUUGGUGACUCCCGUGCUGUUUUGGGGAGAGCUGUGAAGGCAACUGGGGAUGUUCUGGCCAUCCAACUAUCAGCAGAACAUAAUGCUUGUAUAGAGUCUGUGAGGCAGGAGUUGCAAGCCAUGCACCCUGAUGACUCGCGGAUUGUAGUUUUAAAACACAAUGUAUGGCGUGUAAAGGGACUUAUACAGAUUUCUAGAUCCAUCGGUGAUGUAUAUUUAAAAAAGGCUGAGUUCAACAGGGAGCCUUUAUAUGCAAAGUUUCGUCUUCGUGAACCUUUCGAAAGACCAAUAUUGAGUUCAGAACCAUCAAUUUCGGUGCAUCAGCUGCAGGUACACGAUCAAUUUGUCAUAUUUGCAUCUGAUGGACUUUGGGAGCACCUUAGCAAUCAAGAAGCAGUUGAUAUAGUUCAACGUCAUCCACGGAACGGAAACGCUCGGAAGCUAUUAAAGGCUGCCUUGCUAUUAGCUGCAAAGAAAAGAGAAAUGAGGUAUUCUGACCUGAAGAAGAUCGAUCGUGGUGUACGCCGACAUUUCCACGAUGACAUCACAGUAAUAGUGGUGUUUCUUGACUCGAAUUUUGUGAGCAGGGCUAGCUCUUCCAAGCCCCCUAAGGUAUCGAUCAGAGGGGGUGGAGUAAACCUGCGUCCAAACUCAUUGGCUCCUUGCACCAUGCUGACGGAAGCUGGCAAUAACUGAUAAAUCUGUAUGUCAUGUUUUUAAUCUGUUAUUUGAUUCUCUCUUGUGAAUAAUACCCAGGUAGCUCCCGGAAGAGAUAUGAGGAGCGAACCUUGAAUUCUUUAAUGUAUGCUGUAACUUUUAACUGUGAACCAAUACUAGCAUUUAGCUUGUGUGUCAAAAAAAAUUAUAGAAGUGAACCAGAGAAUAGUAGGACAAGGUGAGUUGUUCCUUGGAUAGUUUUCUACUCAGUUCACUUUUUUCGAGCAUCUUCAUGUUUCGAGCAUCUUCAUGUUCGGCCGUGUAAAUUGUAUGACUUGGAAAAUCAAGCACCUUUUAUUGUUUCUCUC